Heteronotia binoei (common prickly gecko) is the source of this 5279-nucleotide messenger RNA. Its product is annotated as zinc finger protein 271-like. The transcript has 5 exons. Bases 525 to 3545 code for a protein of 1006 amino acids. Lineage: Eukaryota; Metazoa; Chordata; Lepidosauria; Squamata; Gekkonidae. Gene Ontology annotation, biological process: regulation of transcription by RNA polymerase II. Gene Ontology annotation, molecular function: RNA polymerase II cis-regulatory region sequence-specific DNA binding; DNA-binding transcription factor activity, RNA polymerase II-specific. The record is from RefSeq and is a predicted model, not a curated record.
GAGGGGCGUGGGAAUUUGGGGAAUAGGGAGGCGCUGAGGGGAGGAAGUGGCGGCUUCCUCUUUUUCUCCUCUAGAAUUGGGAAGCUGCACUUUGGAUUUCUCAGCAGAGGACGCCGGGAUGGUGCCAGCACUUGGGGAGGGGGAAGCAAAGUAAGAAGGCAAAAAGGCAAGAUAUGCAAUCCAAAGAUGGAACCUGUGUGUACAGAGGCACUCUACCUGUAGACAUGGCUGGCUGGGAGACUGCUGAUGAGAGGGCCUUGAAAAAGAAUUAGAUACAACCACUGAAUGUCGUUAGCAGCAGCCAGUCAAUAGACCAUCCAUGUUCAGAAGCUGGGUACCUGUUGCAUGGAGAAUAAUAAGGGGUCCAUACACUACCAGCAUUUGGGGAGCUUUUGGUUUGUCAAGAGACUACAACAACUUUGGAAAGUUGUCUGAUCAACCCCUAAGCAUAACCCGGGCUUUAGCAGACAGACUUUUUGCCUCCUAUGCAGAAAGGAAGACGCUUGAACUGAGAGAAGCAAGAAAUGGCCACUGAGCAAGGAGAGGUGACCUGGGCGGGCCUUGAGAAGGGAGUGAAAAUGGAAGAUCCAGAUCCCGUCGGCUCCUUGCCGUCUGAGGGUUUGAGAAGAUCCAGGAAAAGUUCUCAUGUUUCCUCAGCCGGAACUGUCGGAGAGUGUCUGAGCUGGGCAACAGCAAAGCAGGCUGAACGGGAGACAGACGACCGGCUGUUACCGCAGUGCUGGGAAGGCCAGUGGCAGGAAUUUCUGAAGACAGUCCAGUCUCCUUGUUCAGGAUGGAGCCACCCACAGCUCUCGGGGGCUGCUUUCCCGGUUCCCCCAGAAACAUCCACUGGUGUCUACCACGGGUCCACGUCGGAGGCAGCAAGCGGACUUCUUUCAGACUCGAGGGAAGGAUCCCUGAAGACUGAUGUGACUGGAGGGAAAGCAGAUCACAGGGACAUGAAGGGUGAGGCCCCAGGGGAACAGGCCCUCAGCACCGAGAUGUGGCGCCAACGCUUCCGCUGGUUCGGCUACCAGGAGGCCUGGGGGCCUCGGGAGGUUGGCCUUCAGCUACAGGAGCUCUGCUUGAGGUGGCUGAAGCCCGAGAUGCACACCAAGGAGCAAAUCGUAGACCUGAUCCUCUUGGAGCAGUUCCUGGCCGUUUUGCCGGAGGAGAUCCAGAGCUGGGUGGGGGAAGGCAGCCCAGAGACCUGUGCCCAAGCGGUGGCCCUGGCGGAGGACUUCCUGCUGAGGCAGCAGGAAGCUGAGCAAUGGAAGCAGGAGGUUCUGGAAGAAUUUGAGGAGGAGGCCAUGAGUUUCUCAAGAGAAGAUGAGGUUCCAUCGGGCAUGGUGGACAGGCAUCCCUCCCAAGAAAUCAAACAGGAGGGCUCAGAAGGUGCUGGCUUGCUAGCAGGUGAUGAUUGGGAUAGUGAGACUGAAAGAGCAUCGUUUGAGGUUCCAUUGGAAAGAAUUGAGCUCCGAGACAUGGCAGAGAACUCUGAGAAUCUGGAGGGACCCAGGUGGGAUGAAGGGAGCCAAAUGGACAAGAGGAAAAACAAGCCCAUCCUUUGCCAGAGUGGCAAUUCGGGUGAAGCUGCAUUCCAGCAAAGAAUAUGUGUAGGGAAAAGAAGGCAUGUGUGCAAUAUGUGUGGGAAAGCUUUUACCCAAAAAUCAAACUUAAAUAGGCACCAGAGAACCCACACGGGUGAAAAGAAGUACCAUUGUUUUAAAUGUGGGAAAAGCUUUAACUGGGAAACUAGCUUUAUCAGACACCAGAGUUUCCAUACUGGGGAAAAGCCGUAUCCAUGUACAGACUGUGGCAAGAGCUUUAGCCGGAGUGCAAACUUGAUCAUCCAUCGGAGAAUCCACACAGGGGAGAAACCACACCGCUGUGUAGACUGUGGGCAAAGCUUUAGCCAGAUCUCCAAUCUCAUCAGGCACCAGAGGAUCCACACCGGAGAGAAGCCAUACAAAUGCUUGGAGUGUGGGAAGAGCUUCACGCAGAAAUCAAACCUUAUCAAACAUCAGAGCGUCCAUUCGGGUGACAAGUCAUACAGACGGUCAGCUUGUGGGAAGAAGUUCAACCAAAAGUCAAACUGCGGUAAACUGGAGAGAAUCCACACAGGAGAAAACCCGUGCACAUGUUUUAAGUGUGGGAAAAUCUUUUCCCGGAGAGGCAACCUGCUUCGACACCAGAGCAUCCACACAAAAGAUAAACCUCAUAAAUGCUCAGAAUGCGGGAAAAGGUUCAAUCAGAGGACAAACCUUAAUGCUCAUCAGAGAAUCCACACAGGAGAGAAACCUUAUAAAUGUCUAGCCUGUGCAAAAAGCUUCAGAUGGAGGGCACAUCUUAUCAUACACGAGAGACUGCACACAGGAGAGAAGCCACAUAAAUGCACCGAAUGUGGGCAGAACUUUAGCCAGAGAUCCAACCUUGUCAGACACCAUAGAAUCCACACAGGAGAAAAGCCGUAUACGUGCUGUGACUGCGGCAAGAGCUUUGGUCAGAAAUCCAACCUCCUUAAACACCAGAGGAUUCAUACAGAGGAGCAUCUAUAUAAUCAGAGGCCAAAUCAUAUUAGAUGUGAAGGAAUGCUCCCAGGAGAAAAUCCAUACAAAUGUUUCAGAUGCAGUAAAAUAUUUUCGAGAAGGGGAAACCUUCUUAGACAUCAGAGCAUCCACACUAGGGAGAAGCCGCACAAAUGCUUAGAUUGUGGGAAAAGGUUCAAUCAAAGAACUAACCUCAUUAGCCAUCAGAGAAUCCACACAGGGGAGAAACCUUUCAAAUGUUCCGCCUGUGGGAAGAGCUUUCGUCAGAGUCCACACCUUAUUAAACACCAGAAGGUACAUACAGAAGAGAAGAUAUCUUGUACAAAUUCAGAUUAUGGGGAAGGAAUCCAUCAGCAAUCGAUUCAUAAUAGAUGCGAGAGAAUUGGUCUAGGAGAAAACCCAUAUGAGUGUCUAAAGUGUGGGAAAAUCUUUAACUGGCAAUCAAACUUCAUCAGACAUCAGAAAAUCCAUGGUGGUGAGGAACCUCAUACAUGUUCCACCUGUGGGAAGAAAUUUAAUCGGAGGAAAAACCUCAUUGCUCACCAGAAAGUCCACAUGAGAGAGAAGCCAUUUAAAUGUUCAGACUGUGGCCAGAGCUUUGCAUGGGAAGCACACCUGGUCAUCCAUCAAAGAAUCCAUACAGGAGAGAAGCCCCAUAAAUGCACCAACUGUGGGCAAAGUUUCAGUCAGCGAUCCAACCUUAUCCGACACCAGCGAAUCCACACAGGUGAGAAGCCCUAUAAAUGCACAGACUGUGGCCAGAGCUUCAGUCAGAGAACACACCUUGUGGUCCACCAGAGAAUCCACACAGGGGAGAAGCCACACAAAUGCUCCGAGUGCGGCCAGGGCUUCAGUCAGAGGGCACACCUGAUUGUACACCAGAGAAUCCACACAGGGGAGAAGCCGCAUAGAUGCACAGACUGUGGGCAAGGCUUCUGCCAGAGAUCAAACCUUAUUAGACAUCAGAGGACCCAUUCCUGUGAGAAGAAAGAAUAGAGACACUGACAUUACUGGAGAACUUUUGUUACUUUUAGUGUCUCAGCAGGCCAAAGAUACACAGUGGGGAAAAGAAACAAAUGUCUAUUAGAUGGAUCACAGCCAGAGUCUCCUCUCCUUAUUUCCUCACUCACUCCAGAACCUUUCCUUUUACUAGACCUUGAGUCUGUAAGCAAGGUCCUUGAACAGCAGUUAGCCAAUUUAUUAAAAAAUGGUUAACAGGAAUCUAAAAGCUUCGACAGUUGGGGAAGCGUUUGGCUAGAACCUAAGGAGGGAAGCCAAUUUGAAGAACAGUUUCCCCCUCUUCUCCCUGUAACGUUCACUCAUGGAGCAGUCUCGUACUGAACAGGGGGAGGGAAUGUGGCAGAGUGUAGCCCAAUUUUGACAAGUCUUGGAAGCUAAAGAGGAUCGUUAUUUGGAUGGAGGAUCUUGCAGAGCAAGCCCAUGGCAAACCGCCUCAUUUGCCGAGAAAGCCCCUUGCUGGGGUCUCCAUAAAUCACUUGUGACUCAACAGCAUUUAUGUACAUAAUAUUGAAUGGGACAAUUGGCCCUCUAGCCAAGUAUUGCUUUCUCUGACUGGCAAAUGCUAUCCAGUAGAGCUUUUUUUAUAGCAGGAACUCCUUUCCAUAUUGGGCCACACCCCCCCCCUGAUGUAGCCAAUCCUCCUGGAGCUUACAGUAGGCCCUGUAAGAAGAGCCCUGUAAGCUUUUGGAGGAUUGGUUACAUCAGGGGGUGGGGCUUAAUAUGCAAAUGAGUUCCUGCUACCAAAAAAGCCCUGCUAUCCAGGGUCUAAGGCAGAGAAAGAUUAAGGGAAGACUCCAGAGGUUGAAUAUGGAGCCAUCCACACGCACCACUGGAGUCUCCCCCUAAUCUUUCUGUGCCUUAGACCUGGAUAGCAUUUGCCAGUCAGAGAAGGCAAUGCAUGGAUAGAGGGUCAUCUGUCGUAUUCAGCAUUGUGCAUAAGUCAGACCAGGGGUGGAAUUCUAGCAGGAGCUCCUUUGCAUAUUAGGCCACACCCCUUGAUGUAGCCAAUCCUCCAAGAGUUUACAAGGCUCUUUUUUGUAAGCUCUUGGAGGAUUGGCUACAUCAGGGGUGUGUGGCCUAAUAUGCAAAGGAGCUCCUGCUAGAAUUCUACCCGAGUCAAACCAACACGGUUACCCACCUGAAUCUGUCUGUCCCUUGGAGUUAUACAUAGUAGUGGAUGACAAUUUGUGGUGGAUGGGAAAGCUUUGUCACUCCGUCUCACGUGGGAAACCUUUAGAAAGCUCCCAAAGAACGUACGUUCUCUAAAAACAGUGUUUAAAAUCAGGGGAACAAAGCCAGUAACUGCAAAAUGGACAAAAACAGGGAACUCGCCUCUCACACUGAUGCUCAUACCGAGCUUUGAAGCUUCUUGGAUGUACUGUGCUAUAUCUAAAUAAACUGCUCUUCAAACAGACCCUUUUAAAAAAAUCUCAGUUGAGUCCUGCAGGAACCUGUCUUGUCACUUUGUGUUGCUCUUAAACAUUGUCCCCACCCCAUGCUUUGUUUUGAUGUGUGUUUUGUUCUUGGAAAGAAAUAUCUUCUUCGACAGUUCAAUAAAAUGACAAAUAUAUAUAUUUUCCACUGUUCAUGUUACCGAGUUUUAUACUGCACAUGGAGGUAUAUUUGUUUGAAUCAUUACUGCUUCUGAGGCACAGGAGUGGUAAGUGAAGUUGAAUUCAACCAAUAAAUCGAUUGCUGUGUGGGUAUGAA